Rhincodon typus (whale shark) is the source of this 465-nucleotide messenger RNA. RefSeq names its product metastasis-associated protein MTA3-like. Gene Ontology annotation, biological process: negative regulation of transcription by RNA polymerase II. The coding region runs from base 85 to 444 and encodes 119 amino acids. Gene Ontology annotation, cellular component: nucleoplasm; NuRD complex. The transcript has 4 exons. Gene Ontology annotation, molecular function: transcription corepressor activity; histone deacetylase binding; transcription coactivator activity. NCBI's taxonomy places the organism in Eukaryota, Metazoa, Chordata, Chondrichthyes, Orectolobiformes, Rhincodontidae. The record is from RefSeq and is a predicted model, not a curated record.
UUGUCUCUUUUCUCUGUCAGUGCUGUGGGUACAUUUGCUCGAGCUCUGGAUUGUAGCAGUUCUGUCAGACAACCGAGUUUACACAUGAGUGCUGCAGCUGCUUCAAGGGACAUUACCCUGUUCCAUGCAAUGGAUACGUUGCACAAGCACAACUAUGAUUUGACAAAUGCAAUCAGCAUCUUGGUACCUCAGGGUGGUCCUGUUCUCUGCAGAGAUGAGAUGGAAGAAUGGUCAGCAUCUGAAGCUAGCCUUUUUGAAGAGGCAUUGGAAAAGUAUGGCAAGGAUUUUAAUGACAUACGACAAGACUUUCUACCGUGGAAAUCACUCACUAGCAUCAUAGAGUACUAUUACAUGUGGAAAACAACAGAUAGAUAUGUGCAACAGAAACGUCUUAAGGCUGCUGAGGCAGAGAGCAAAUUGAAACAGGUGUACAUCCCAACAUAGUAAGUGCUUGUAAACCAUCCU